CAUUCCUCGCUUCGCCGUUUACUCCCUCCAUGAGAGGGUUGGUACCCAACAGACUCCCUCCCGCGAGCGCGCCCGCGCCGGGUAAGGGCAAAACCGGAAUACUCUCUCUCUCGUUAUAUCUUCCCGCCAUGAUGUCCUUGAAUAGAAGGAGCUUCCUGAGGAAGGCUGUGGUUGUUUGGAGAGGAGGAGAGAGAAAAAUCAGGGAGUUGAUGGAGAGCACGAUGAAAAAGGUCGAAGACGGGGCUUCCGUCUUGGAUAUGGAUGCGAAAUCCACCGUUGGAGGCGGUGUCGCUGAUGCGUACGGUGAAUAUAAUGCCGCGGAGGAUCAGCUCGUCACGCCAUGGACUUACAGUGUUGCAAGUGGGUAUACAUUGCUGAGGGACCCGCACCACAACAAAGGGCUUGCCUUCUCUGAGAAAGAGAGAGAUGCCCACUACUUGCGAGGCCUUCUACCUCCAGUGUGUCUGACGCAAGAGCUUCAGGAAAAGAAACUAAUGCUCAAUCUACGCCAAUACGAAGUUCCGUUGCAAAGGUACAUGGCGCUGGUGGAGCUUCAGGAAAGGAACGAAAGGCUAUACUACAAGCUUCUCAUUGAUAAUGUUGAGGAAUUGCUUCCAGUCGUAUACACACCGACCGUAGGUGAGGCUUGCCAAAAAUACGGGAGCAUUUUCAGGCGUCCGCAGGGUCUUUACAUUAGUUUGAAAGAGAAGGGGAAGAUUCUUGAGGUACUGAAAAACUGGCCUGAAAAGAAUAUCCAAGUUAUUGUUGUCACUGAUGGUGAGCGUAUUUUGGGGCUUGGAGAUCUUGGAGCCCAGGGCAUGGGAAUACCUGUAGGAAAGCUUUCUCUGUAUACAGCUCUUGGUGGGCUUCGUCCUUCGGCUUGCUUGCCUAUAACAAUUGAUGUGGGGACAAACAACAAGAAGUUGUUGAAUGACGAAUUCUACAUUGGGCUUAGGCAUAAGAGGGCAACUGGCCAGGAGUAUGCUGAUCUUCUACAUGAAUUCAUGAACGCUGUUAAGCAGAAUUAUGGGGAGAAAGUCCUCAUACAGUUUGAAGAUUUUGCAAACCACAAUGCCUUUGAUUUGCUUGGAAAAUACCGCACAACUCAUCUUGUAUUCAAUGAUGACAUACAGGGGACGGCUUCAGUGGUCCUUGCAGGGAUAGUUGCAGCACUGAAACUAGCCGGCAGAAACCUGGCCGAGCACACAUUCUUAUUUCUUGGUGCAGGCGAGGCUGGGACUGGUAUAGCCGAACUCAUUGCUCUUGAGAUGUCAAAACAGACUAAAGCUCCAGUUGAAGAGAUGCGCAAGAAGAUUUGGCUUGUGGACUCUAAGGGAUUGAUUGUCAGCUCCCGCAUGGAGUCGCUCCAACACUUCAAGAAACCAUGGGCUCAUGACCAUGAACCCAUUAAGACACUCCUAGAUGCAGUCAAGGCAAUCAAACCUACAGUUUUGAUCGGAUCAUCUGGAGUUGGAAAAACUUUCACACAUGAUGUGGUUGAGGCCAUGGCCUCCUUGAACGAGAAACCAGUUAUUUUUGCUCUCUCAAAUCCUACCUCACAAUCUGAGUGUACAGCUAAAGAAGCUUACAUGUGGACUAAGGGUCGCGCAAUUUUUGCUAGUGGGAGCCCAUUUGAUCCUGUGGAAUAUGAUGGGAAGAUUUUCAUCCCAGGCCAGGCAAACAAUGCAUACAUUUUCCCCGGAUUUGGUCUGGGUAUGGUGAUGUCUGGUGCAAUUCGUGUUCAUGACGACAUGCUUCUGGCAGCCUCGGAAGCUUUGGCUAAACAGGUGACAAAAGAGAACUUUGAUAAAGGUUUGAUCUAUCCACCAUUCUCGAAUAUCAGAAAGAUUUCAGCUAAUAUAGCUGCUAAUGUAGCUGCGAAAGCAUAUGAGCUUGGUUUGGCAACGCAUCUCCCUCGACCGGAGAAUCUGGUAAAGUAUGCGGAGAGCUGCAUGUACAGCCCAGUCUACCGGUACUACCGAUAGUUGGCAGAAAUCUCCUGCAGUUUUGUACCUCUUACAGCUUCCUGCUAAUAUUGCUUUUCAUCUGGGACUGGCAGUUUGUUUCCUUAACAUCAUUAUAAGUGUUUUUAACCCUUUUUUCUUUCUUGGGCAAGCUUAGUUUAAUAAAUCAGCUUUUUUGGUGUAGGUUAGGAAAAUGCGUUAGACUUUGUUGUUGAAGUGAUGUAUCAAUAAGUGUAGGCUCCUCAUCUUCAAGUGGUAUAUGUCAGUAAAUGUAGUCUCCUUAAGAUCUAUGUAAUAAGUUUCACUGUUUGUUUCA
Molecule: messenger RNA, 2280 nt
Organism: Magnolia sinica
Lineage: Eukaryota; Viridiplantae; Streptophyta; Magnoliopsida; Magnoliales; Magnoliaceae
Product: NADP-dependent malic enzyme-like
Exons: 20
Coding region: 30-1985 (651 amino acids)
Biological process (GO): malate metabolic process; pyruvate metabolic process
Cellular component (GO): chloroplast
Molecular function (GO): malate dehydrogenase (decarboxylating) (NAD+) activity; malate dehydrogenase (decarboxylating) (NADP+) activity; NAD binding
Source: RefSeq, a predicted model, not a curated record